CUGAUAAAAGCCGAAUGAAGCACAGCCGCCUCAGUAGCUGCUUAGGAGGCCACGGGGACAGGCCCUUUGAUUCUGCAUCGGCUGGAAGCAACUGUUAUUCCCAUGGCGUUGUUUGUGCUCCACGCCGCGAUGCUCGCAGGCGUCGCGGCCAGUCUGCCGUCCGGCUUUGACGAGAACACGGACGCAAAGGCGAUGAGCCAGAGUUUGCAGCCGCCGAUCAGUUCGGAAUGCGUGACUAAUUUGGCGGAACUGUUGCUGCUGCGCCAGGAGGGAAAGUUGGCGGAGGCGGUGGAGGUCGGGCGCGAAAGUCUCUCGGGCUUAAACAGCAUCAGCGGUUAUCUCCGCGAAAUACGAGACGCAUUGACGCAGAAGGGGGCGCCGCAGGAGGAGGAACCCAAACAGUGCACGGGUGGGUUUCGACUCGUGGCCGGGAAGUGCAUGCUGCUUCUCCUGAACGAGCGAAAGACUUGGUCUGACUCACGCCUCCACUGCCAGCAGAUCGGGGCUGACCUUGCCACAUUCCACGACGCGGGGUCUUUCGGUGCCAUCCUGGACUACGUCAAGGAAAUUAGCGGACCAGAUAAAGGCGUGAACGUGUGGGUGGGAGGCUCAGACGCAGUGGUCGAAGAUGUGUGGACUUGGUUAACGGGCGAGUUCAUGCCUCGAGGCUCGCCGUUUUGGGGGACCAGGAAUAACUACACGCCGGAGCCGAGUGGAGGAACCAAUGAAAACUGCUCAAUUCUCUACAAAUCGGACUUCUAUUACAUGCAUGACAUAACCUGUGCCCAUGCUGCCGCCCCACUUUGCAUGAAACACGACUAAUGGUACCCAUUAGAGAGGUUUUAUCUCAAGUGAGUAACAGAAAGUGAUAUAUAUAUAUGUAUAUAUAUAUAUAUGUAUAUAUAUAUG
Messenger RNA from Penaeus indicus, 909 nucleotides. RefSeq names its product ladderlectin-like. Bases 103 to 822 code for a protein of 239 amino acids. NCBI's taxonomy places the organism in Eukaryota, Metazoa, Arthropoda, Malacostraca, Decapoda, Penaeidae. The transcript has 6 exons. The record is from RefSeq and is a predicted model, not a curated record. Gene Ontology annotation, molecular function: signaling receptor activity.